Strongylocentrotus purpuratus (purple sea urchin) is the source of this 2232-nucleotide messenger RNA. Its product is annotated as protein white-like. Lineage: Eukaryota; Metazoa; Echinodermata; Echinoidea; Camarodonta; Strongylocentrotidae. The coding region runs from base 190 to 2229 and encodes 679 amino acids. Gene Ontology annotation, molecular function: ATP binding; ABC-type transporter activity; ATP hydrolysis activity. The transcript has 21 exons. Gene Ontology annotation, biological process: transmembrane transport. The record is from RefSeq and is a predicted model, not a curated record. Gene Ontology annotation, cellular component: plasma membrane.
GUUACUUUACCCGUAUGUUCGUUACUUUACCCGUAUGGUGUUCCCGAAUGCCGACGUUUAGAUAUUCCGUGUUCUGACUGAGAAGUCAUCUCGAAUUCAUUUUGAACUCAUAACGUUUUCGAUCGGCAAGCUAAAAUCGACGUAACAACUACUAUCUCACCAGGAUUGCACCGGCGGUAACAGGAAGCAAUGGAGUCCGAUACUAUACCUUUAGUCAGCCGUUUGGAUAAGCAAAACGGAGGUCGUAUCAAGGGGCACUCCAAUGGAAAGAAUAGCCAUCCCGGAUCAAACGGCACCAACGGCACAAAUGGAACCCAUUACGGAGCAGCGAACGGCAAAGGAGACGGCAAAUAUUACGAGUUCCCUCCUGUACUCUUGUCAUGGGAAGACGUUGUGGUGAAGGGAGCAGCGAAAACAGAGAAGAAGAGUUGGCUUGGGAAGAGGAAGACGAAAGGAGACCCGGAGCUUGGAAAGAGAGUCAUGAUGGAGACGAAGGAGAUACUUCGGAACGUUACUGGUAUCGCAGAGCCGGGUACUUUAACAGCCAUUAUGGGCGCUAGUGGCGCGGGAAAGACGACUUUGCUGAACACGCUCAAUCUACGCAGUCGUGAGGGACUGGAGGUUUCCGGUAGUAUCCUGGUCAAUGGCCGACCCAUUGGUCAUCAGAUGGCCCGACUGUCUGCAUAUGUUCAGCAAGAUGACCUCUUCCUGAGCAACCUCACUGUCAAAGAGCAUCUAACGUUUCAAGCAUGGGUGAGGAUGGAUCGUGAAAUACCUAUGAAAUCCAGAUUGCAUCGUGUAGAUGAGGUCAUCCGUGCGCUUGGUUUGAGCAAGUGUUCGGACACCGUGAUCGGAAACCCUGAUCGGGGAAUCAAGGGUACAUCAGGGGGUGAACGGAAGCGGCUCUCAUUCGCUUCAGAGGUUUUGACGAACCCCUCGCUCAUGUUCUGUGACGAGCCGACGUCGGGACUAGAUUCGUACAUGGCCCAAAACGUGGUCGAAACCCUGCGCGGUCUGGCAUCCGAGGGUCGAACCAUCCUGUCUACCAUCCAUCAGCCGUCUUCCGAGGUUUUCGCCAUGUUCGACAGAAUUCUGUUGAUAGCAGAGGGUCGAACAGCUUUUAUCGGAACAACGAAGGAAGCUAUCGACUUCUUUUCCAAUCUGGGUUACGUGUGUCCGAAGAAUUACAAUCCGGCUGAUUUCUUCAUUCAAACGCUAGCCAUUGUGCCAGGCGAGGAGGACCACUGCAAGGAAAAGGUUGAGGCAAUCACGGAGGCGUACGAUGUGUCUGAAAACUCCAAGAAGAUCCGCGUCAAGAUUCCACCCACUAUGAGUCAUGCGCUUCAAGCUCUUGAUGACGAGGGGGAGAAUUCACCGUACAAGGCAUCAUGGUGGCAGCAAUUUCGGGCAUGUUCUUGGCGAGCGUUCCAGAACAAUCGAAGGGAACCGCUUAUGACUACUGUGCGUUUCACACAGACUGUGGUAAUUGCUCUUAUCCUAGGUCUGGUGUUCUUGAGACAGCACAUCGAUCAAGCAGGGAUCCAGAACAUCAAUGGCUGUCUCUUCAUCAUCAUCACCAACUCGGCCUUCAGUAACACAUUCGCUGCUGUUCAGAUAUUUCCCCUGGAGAUGGCAUUAAUCAAACGAGAACACUUCAACGGAAUGUAUCGAGUGGAUGCUGUUUUCAUAUCGAAAGUUCUCGUAGAGUUGCCCUUCCAGUACAUCUUCCUACCGAUUAUCUUCAUGACAUUACCAUACUGGAUGGUUGGUAUGUACCCUUACCUCUCGAAUUACGUGGUUGCCUGCUGCAUCUCAAUACUCGUAACCAAUUCAGCUGUCUCUUUUGGUUACUUGCUGUCAUCUUUGAGCGGGACUGUAUCGAUCGCUUUGGCCAUCACUCCUCCGUUGCUACUACCCUUCAUGCUGUUCGGUGGUCUCUUCAUCAAUCUCGCCGACAUUCCAGUCUACAUCCGGUGGGUCUCACGCUUGUCUUGGUUCAGUUAUUCCUACGAAGCAUUUCUGAUCAACCAGUGGGGGGAUAUAGAUCAUAUCGCCUGUCCAGUUAACAGUACCAUCCCAUGUAUAUCAAACGGCAACCAAGUCCUGGAAUCGUCUUCGUUUUCGAAGAACGAUUUUGCAAUCGAUUUCAUCGGCCUGUUUGCCCUGAUCAUAGGGUAUCGAUUAGUGGCUUACAUCGUGCUUCUGAUCCGUUGCCGACGAAAAAAGUGAAAA